GUAGAACAUUUUGUAACCAAAAUUGUAUAAAAAGAGCUGUUGGGCAAAAGAAAGCCAUAGUAUUUAGCAAAAUGAAAUUGUUAUUGAUUUUGGCAGUUGGCUGUUUAGCGGUAUCCGCUUCCAUUUUUAACGAGGAUGAAUCACGUAUUCAUGGGGAGAAUGGCUGGUAUGUACCCCAAGAAGAUGGCUCCUUCCAAUGGGUGGAUAUGAAAGAAGCUGAGUCUUAUUUGGAAUCCAUGGAAAAUAUUCAAAGUUUUGGCUUGUCUACCACACCCGUUAAAUUCUACUUGUAUACCAAAUCGAAUCCCACUAAGGGCAAAAAGAUUACCGCCACUACUAAGUCCAUUGAUGCCUCCAACUUUAACCCUGCCCAUCCCACCAGAUUUGUUAUACACGGUUGGACCCAAAGUCAUCUCGCUGGCAUGAACAAGGAAAUUCGCAAUGCCUGGUUGAGUGUGGGUGAAUACAACGUUAUCAUUGUCGACUGGGCUCGUGCUCGUUCUGUGGAUUAUGCCACCUCCGUUUUGGCUGUACCUACAGUUGGCAAAAAGGUGGCCAAUAUGAUUGAUUAUUUGGUGAAAAACCACGGCAUGUCUUUGGAUACUUUAUAUGUGAUUGGUCACAGUUUGGGUGCUCAUGUAGCUGGUUAUUCGGGCAAGAAUGUUAAGACUGGUCAAAUUCACACUAUUGUUGGUUUGGAUCCUGCUUUGCCUUUGUUCAGCUAUGACAAGCCUAAGAAACGUUUGUCCACCACUGAUGCUUUCUAUGUUGAAACCAUUCAAACUAAUGGUGGUGAAUUGGGUUUCUUGAAACCCAUUGGCAAAGGUGCCUUCUAUCCCAAUGGUGGCAAGACUCAACCUGGUUGUCCUUUGGAUAUUGUUGGUGCUUGUUCUCAUGGCCGUUCUUGCACAUAUUAUGCCGAAGCUGUGGCUCAGGAUAAUUUCGCCACCGUCAAGUGUCAAAAUUACAAGGAUGCUGUUGCCAAUGACUGUGGUGCCACCUACAGCUCUGUGCGCAUGGGUGCUGACAAAAAUUCCUUCAUGGUUACUGGUGAUUUUUAUGUACCAGUGAACAGGAAGGCUCCUUUUGGUGUAUUGGUUUAAUUUAUGAAACACUCU
Calliphora vicina (urban bluebottle blowfly) is the source of this 1118-nucleotide messenger RNA. Its product is annotated as phospholipase A1 VesT1.02-like. The record is from RefSeq and is a predicted model, not a curated record. Gene Ontology annotation, biological process: lipid catabolic process. Gene Ontology annotation, molecular function: lipase activity. The transcript has 2 exons. NCBI's taxonomy places the organism in Eukaryota, Metazoa, Arthropoda, Insecta, Diptera, Calliphoridae. Bases 72 to 1103 code for a protein of 343 amino acids.